CGUUACGUUUUCCUAAUUUUUCUAUUUCUCUGGAACGACAUUUUUGCAAUCUAGGAAAAGCAAAUUGAAGGUUUUGUUCAGAUCUACAAAACGUUUUUUAAAGCUGCCUGCCUACGAUCUCAACUAAAGUGAAGUGAGAAGUGACACAAACUUUAUUAAAUCCUUGAGCCGAGGAUAAUGCAUUUUAAAGCAAAGAUGCUUAGUUUGAAGGUGUAAUAGUACAACUCAUUGUUUAAAUUUACAUUAAUAUAUGUUGUUAAAGCUAGAAUCACUCUUGUAAAAAGUGUGUAAACAAUAUACAUGAAGAGACAAAUUACUACAUGUUAGUACAGAAAAAGAAAAAAUAUAAAUAAUUAAUUAUAAAAAAUGUAAAAAUUUCAGGCCAAAACUGAAGCAAAAGAAAGUUUAACUGCCCAACAGAGAUAUCCCCCAUGUUUCAAUGGGGUAAUCAAUAACAUUAACGGUCUGAAGUUGAUAUGGGAACGACUUGAACAAAUGGGUUUUCAAUAUUUGCUAACGAGGAAGCUAAAUCAAGAUCCACUAGAGAAUGCCUUCUCUUCGGUGCGGCGAUCGUGUGGUUCCGAUGACUGCCCGAGUGCACGUAAAUUUGGGAUUGCUGUGAAAUAUUUUACUGCACGGAGAACUUUAGAUUGCAUAAAUGGAGCCAAUUGCGAGUUAGACGAUGAAGAUGCCGAAGAAUUAUCAUCAAUGGUAGAACCAUCGAGUGAAGAAUCGUCAAGGCCAGACCCAAAAUACACUGUUGAUGGCAAUUCAGUGUACAUCGUUAACGAAGAAACGGAACAUUUUGAUUCGUCAAAGCGUACUCUAUUUGAAGCAGAUCCUCUAGAAACUUUUUGUGAUUAUGUGGCUUAUCCCUUUCUUACACUCGAACCUAAUGCUGAGCUACCGAACAUCCCAACUUUAAACGGACUGAAUUAUAUUCUGGGGUAUGCAGCAUCCAAAUUGCGACACCGCAAAUGUAAACGAAAACUGAGCCUCAAGCAUAAAAGCGAAGGUAUUCUGCAACACGAAUCAUACUUAUUCUGUAGGCUCAAGAAGUUCUUGAAUGCGAGAGGUUUCAAUUUUCCAAAUGAGGUAGCAGUCGAAAUAGGUUUGACUUUGAUUAUGGCAUUCAAUGAGAAAUUUUUUGAAUUCUUGAAUCAGUCUAAAGUAGGAGUUAAGCGAAGGUUAAAAGAAUAUGUUUGUUUUGAUCUGUACAAGAACAUAACAUGUCGAUCAUGUUUGGAAAAGUUUUUGAACACCAUACUUAAUACUCUAUUUAAGGCUAAAACCGCGCAGCUUAUUAGUAAAUAUAAGAAGAGGAAUCUUUUGAGCCGUCGAGGCAAACUGCGGCGGAUGGGUCUUAAGGAAAAGAACUCUCGAACAUUACCACGAAAGAAAGUAAAGCAAUCUUGA
This is a messenger RNA of Culex quinquefasciatus (southern house mosquito), 1416 nucleotides long. RefSeq lists its product as uncharacterized. The record is from RefSeq and is a predicted model, not a curated record. NCBI's taxonomy places the organism in Eukaryota, Metazoa, Arthropoda, Insecta, Diptera, Culicidae. The coding region runs from base 496 to 1416 and encodes 306 amino acids. The transcript has a single exon.